Mercurialis annua (annual mercury) is the source of this 888-nucleotide messenger RNA. RefSeq names its product F-box/LRR-repeat protein 25-like. The transcript is spliced from 3 exons. Bases 1 to 888 code for a protein of 295 amino acids. Gene Ontology annotation, molecular function: protein binding. The record is from RefSeq and is a predicted model, not a curated record. NCBI's taxonomy places the organism in Eukaryota, Viridiplantae, Streptophyta, Magnoliopsida, Malpighiales, Euphorbiaceae.
AUGGAAGUGAAGAAGAGAAAGCGACAGAGAACUAAGGAAAUGGAAGAAGACAGGCUGAGUGAGUUACCGGACUGCCUUCUCCAUCACAUCUUCUCUUUUGCCGACACAGCCGAUGUUGUUAGAACUUGUGUUUUGUCCAAAAGAUGGAGCUACUUUUGGAUUUCUGUUCCCUCACUUAAUUUCAAUUUCAAAAACUUUUGUAGCGUUAUUAGCUCAAAAAAAUCAUCUUUUAUAAACUUUAUCCAUCAAGUUCUUCUGCGUCGAAAUUCUGUACCUGUUCAUAGUUUUCACUAUACUUCAUCUGUUGAUGUUAAAGUAAGUGUUCUUCAAUCAUGGAUAUGCUAUGCCGUUAGUCAUCAGGUUCAACACCUUACAAUAGAAGCAGCUGGUCUUACAAUGCCCUUUCAGUUCCCUAAUUAUUUUUCUGGUUGCGCAUCCUUAACGACUUUGAAAUUGAGUUCCUCUCUGUAUGGAAGCAUGAAACUGCCUAAAACUUUGGAAUUAUCUUCUUUGAAACAUUUGUACCUUGCUAGAAUUCAAUAUUGUGAUGGAAGUAUCCUUAAUUUCAUGGUGAAUUCUGUGUAUUGUAACAACUUUGAAUUUGUUAUUGUGGCUCCAAAGCUUAUGAAAUUCAAGUUUGAUGGUUAUCCUCCUAAACUCUUCUCUCCCAAGAAUCUCUCUUCUCUGGACCAAAUUGAAAUUGAUAUGCCAAGCAGCAAAAAACUGGAUUGUUAUGAGCAUGCAGAUAUGAUAAAGCAAGAGUACGCUCUCCAAAUGCUCCAAAUGCUAGAUGCAUGUCAUUUUGCAAAAACCAUCACAUUGUCCAUGAAUGUCAUUCAGAUUGAUUCAUACUCGUCAAUGAUAUUUAUAGAAUUCAUCUCGAUGUAG